Messenger RNA from Heterocephalus glaber (naked mole-rat), 2840 nucleotides. The record is from RefSeq and is a predicted model, not a curated record. Lineage: Eukaryota; Metazoa; Chordata; Mammalia; Rodentia; Bathyergidae.
ACCCGCCUUCCUUUGGCUCCUGUGCGCAGGGGAGGGUAGGAAUGAGGGUCGGCGCGUGGUCAGCCCGGGGACGGUGGAUUUCGCGGACACCCGACGUUCCCUAUCCCUGCCACUUUGGUCCGGCAGAUCCCGGCGAUCUGGUUUGUUCUUCCAGUAACUUUGUUCGGAAGGCUGGAGGGGAGGGGAAGCGCCACGGGGCCCCAGGAGAGCUGGAAGGCGGCGAGCAUCGGAGGCCCACUGGAGAGCGCGCAGGUCCCCGGGCGUCCCCGGGCCGUGCGCGCGGAGGAGCAGAGGCGCCGCCGCCGAGACGCGCUCCGCUUAGCGGGACUGCCGGGGGCGCCGGAAGGCCACCGCUCCAAGGACGCGCCGCCGCUCCCGCUGCUCCCGCCGCUCCCGCCGCUCCCCGGCCCGGGCGCCGCCAGUGCCGGAGCCGAGCAGAAGAGCGGGGCUGCGGGGAGCGCGGGCGAAGGGUGGCAGGAGGGAGGGCGCGCGGGAGGCGGCCCCUCCUCGGCGAGCCAUGCGUGCCGCGGGCAGCUGAGGAGCCGCCGGGCGCCGCUGCCAAGUCUCCGCUCCGCUUUUGUCUUGCCCUCCAGUUGAAUGGGAAGAUGGAGAUGGAUGUUGAGGGAGUUUCUCCGCGCCCGGAGCCCAUCCCCCGCUCCCAGGGGGCUGGCGGAGCCUGCCAGGCGCCGGCAUCACGGACCCAGCCCCAGCCGCAGCGAGAACAGCCUCUGCCUCAGGAUGAACUGCCCGGCGAGAGUGCAGGCGCUGAGGACAGCGAAGGUCCCGAGAGGAGACCCAACGGCGAGAAAGGCGAGAGCAAGGAUUCUCUGAAAGCUGGAAAUAGUGUGUCCAUGGAUUCAUUUUUGUAGCUAUGUCUCAGAGGCCAUCUGAGAUCACAGACUGAGGCUCACAGAUGACCAGUAAUGUACACAAGAUUCCAUGACAUAUUAGAAGUGGACCAGAGUAUGCUUUAUUUGCUGUACCCAGGUUUGUGUAUUGGAAGAGUACCUAAGCAUACUGCUACCCAGAAAGGGGGAAGGAGAAAAAAAAUCAAUAUUCUACAGUACUUCUUUCAUCCCAAGGAAGUUGAAAGACUUCAGCUGCAAAGUGAGGAGAUCAGAAGAGAAGCAGAUUUAUUUAAAAGAAAAACCCAUCUUACCAAUGUCAUUUGGAAGAACAGACCCUUUCUGAAGCAAUUUCUGAUCUCCUUUCUAAAGGCUAUCACUAUUAAUGGGUGACCAUGAAGAUGAGAGGCAAGAAGAAGAUGGUACAGAGAAAAAUGCACACUACAAUUUUCUCUUCUCCACAGUUUUUGAGAAUGAGAUACCAGCUGUAAAUGUAGACAAUUUGCAAGCAUUUAAGCCAGACUUGCUGCCAAAUUUCAAUGUCUUUGCUAAUCAGGACUCAAAGCAUCACUCUCUGCUACAAUUCCAAACAGCUGGGAAGUGGGAAAUAGGGCAGAACUUCCCAAGCCUGGCUUUCACAGACCCUUCCUCGGCAUACUUCAGUUUUCUUUGUAGUACAGUGAUGUCAUUUCAUGACUCUUUAAAAAAAACAUAAUUACAUUUUGAUGAAUAUGUUUGAGAAUUUCCUGGUUUCUUGUUUGGAUACUGUGGUAUUACAAGGGAAAAAUGUAGCAUUUUUUUCCUUAGACAUUGCAAGGCACCUGAAAAAUACCCCUAUAAUAGGCAGAUUAAUGAGAGCAAAGCAUAACACAUUUUUAAACCACGGUUUUGUGUGAUAAGGAAACUUCAGAGAUGGAGACUCAAGAGACAGGGAAAGCUACAUAUUUUUUUUUCAUUUAGUUUGGUGAAGAAAGGACAGCUGUGAAGAAAUAGGAUUGGACCUGAUGAUAAUAAACUGGGAAGAACCUAGCAAGCCUUGCUUAUUAAGAUAUGCUUAGCCUUUGUAUAACACCCCUUCCCUAUGGAUAAAGGGCAGGAUUUCUACCACAUGAGGGUCUUCAGAAGAGAAGUUCAGAGACACCUUUUCUUCAGCUGAAAUAGUAUGCCAAACAGGUAGUUUUGGCGCAGCAUUUUCUGCAUACUACUAGUAUUGGAUAUGAAGUGGUUUUGUUUUGUUCAUUAAUGGCUACCGCUUUAGUCUAGCAAACCUCAUUUUAUUCCUUAUUAAAUCUCACUUCAGGUUUUUAAGUCUGUUAUCAAGUUAAAAAGUUCAGCAUAUAUAAUUGAUAUUAAUUCAUUUUAGUCAUCCUCCCUCUUUUUCAGCUUACUGCCCUUCCCAACAUCUUGUAGUUGAUCAUUAGCUGGAGACAUCCAAUAGCUUUUCUUGGCAAGACUGUGAAAGAGUAACUUCUGCUCUUUGCAGUGUUUUCAUCUUUGUGGUUUACUGGCAUGUUCAACUCUAACUUACGUAUCUUGGCAUGAUUAAUGCUGAUGGUACUGACCUUUCAACAAUUUCUGUGGAGUGGUGGCUAGUUCUUUGACAUUAGAAUGUGGACUAUUUAAUGCAUCUGCUCUCAAUUUCAAGGAAAUCAGGACUUUGCACCUAAUAUCAUCCUUUUAUGCUGCCAAAGACUUUUAUUGGAAAAGGGAAAAGGGAAAGAAUUUGAGAGAAGUAAUAAAUAUUUUCCUCAUAAUGGCCCACAAAAUGGUGACAGGAAGAUCACGGAUGUGGAAUAAUUAGAUGUUUAAUGAGUUUACUUUUUAAUCUCAAAACAGUACUGUGGCUGGUACAGACUUUCUAGGUAAUAGUUCAAAGAAAGUUCUAAAUUGCCGAGCUAUUAGAAGGCAAUAGUGUGAUUUUUCUUAUAGAAAAGACUAAAUUAGAGAAGACUCUCCUUAUCUUGACUUAUGCAGUAUACAAUGUGUGGAAGCAUC